AUGGGCGUGUCGCUCAUCCGGGAGCUGCGCUGCCUGGGCAACAACGAGAUCGUGCAGGUGUACCACUGCUUCCCCGAGGAAAUGUCGGACGAGAACAGGGCGCUGCUCACGCGCAACGACUCGCGCGUCGAGAUCGUGGACGUGUGCACGGAGAUUCUGGCCAAGAAGGGCAAGGACAACUUGUUCCUGGGCGAGGUCAAGACGGCCAAGGCCUUCCAGAACUACUGGAUCAAGCCGCUGGCGUUGUACUAUACCAAGCUCAAGGAGGUGAUUCUGCUGGAUGGAGACGCCGUUAUUAUGCGAGACCCAGCGGUGCUGCGGACCAUGUCCGGGUACGUCCGCACGGGCACGACCUUCUUCCGAGACCGCAUUGCCAAGAUGAACAGGUUCCUGAACAAGAAGACGCAGGAGGGGAAGCCCUAUAUCAAGUUCCUGGUCGACUCGUUCCCGUACCGGAAGCUGGCGCUGACUGGACCGAAGCCCUCGGAGCAGCUGAAGAAUACGUAUUCGUGGAGGGGGGACACCGGGCACGAGAUGGACUCGUCCAUGGUGCUCGUGGACAAGACGAGGGCGGGCAAGGCGAUGGAAGUCUUGAAGGAGCUGAUCUUCAGCACGCGCUUCAAGCUGCAGUUCUCCUGGGGCGACAAGGAAUCCUUCUGGCUGGCGUAUGAACUGGCGCACCAGGACUACUUCUUCUCGCCCUGGGGGCUCAGCUUGCUGGAGUCCGUGCCGAACAACGAUCUAGCCCACCCGAACACAAUGUGCGGAAGUAUGGCGCACUUCUUGCCGACUGAGAACGAGACAGCAGUGGCGGAGCUGCUGUACGUGAAUGGCAAGGCGCUAUUGGAGCCCUUCCCGUCUGGAGUGGAGAAGACCGUCAAGGGCAAGCGUUCGCGCAUGUUUAAUUUGAACCCGACGCACCUCACGCCCAGGUACCGACAUGACAGCUUUGACCUUGCCACCUCCAAGUCGUUCGAGUGUAUGGACAAUUUGGGAUCCGUUCCGCUGCCGCACUACUUCUUCAAUCGUCUGCUACGCCGGCGGUUCCACUACUUCGCCGCGGAGACGAACGCGUACGAGGCAUUGGAAGACUGUCCGGAGCGGGUAGAAUAG
Messenger RNA from Phytophthora sojae, 1113 nucleotides. RefSeq lists its product as hypothetical. NCBI's taxonomy places the organism in Eukaryota, Oomycota, Peronosporomycetes, Peronosporales, Peronosporaceae. The record is from RefSeq and is a predicted model, not a curated record. Gene Ontology annotation, molecular function: alpha-1,3-mannosyltransferase activity. Gene Ontology annotation, cellular component: Golgi apparatus. The transcript has a single exon. Bases 1 to 1113 code for a protein of 370 amino acids. Gene Ontology annotation, biological process: protein O-linked glycosylation.